AUGCCCUCAAUUGAUGCUGAUACGCCCCUUCCCUCAACUGAGGGUAUCGCGGAAACCAACUCCAGUCCACCUUCCAACAGACACCGCACUCCUUCAGUCUCUCUUACCCCUCCUGGCGGGGCCAGGGAAGAGUCUCAUGGGCUCACAUCUGCUAUCAACAACAUCCGUCUCUCCGACACAAAUGGACACGCAUCUCUCUCCCCAGAACCGAGACGUUCUAGAAAUGGCACACCACGAAGACGGCGCUCAAGCACUGGAGCUGUUCAGCAGCAUGAUGUCGCCGAUGAAGAACUCCCUGAUGAUGCAUUCCAUUCCCCAGAAUUCCAAGGGGCUUUUCGAGAUGCAAAGCAGCUAAUGUCCAACAUUCAAUCUGUGCUUGGAAGCUCUAACAUCCACGAAGGGUCCGAGUCAACCAUGCGAAACCUACACGAAGAGGCUGGUAAGCUCGCUGCGUUUGAGUACCCAGCAACUCGUACCGUUGGAUUCGUCGGAGAUUCUGGAGUUGGGAAAAGUAGUCUGCUCAAUUCACUCCUCGACACAAAGGGACUUGCCAGGACUAGCAACAAUGGAGAAGCCUGCACAUGCGUUGUGACAGAGUACCAUUAUCACAAUCGCGACACGCUUGACAUCCGAGUCAAUCUGUUCUCGAUGGAGGAACUCCAAGAUCAACUCGGUAGACUGCUUCAGGUUUAUCGCACGUUUGAACUUCAUCAGGAUGAGAUUACUGAUGCCGCUGAGCGUCAAGACAUGGAGGCAAAUGCCAAAGUGGCCAAGGAUACGUUUCAAGCCAUGUUUCGUGGCCGACUGACUGAUGAGGCAUUCCUGAUUCAUCUACCCGGCCUUCGCGACCUCAACUCUGCUCGAAGGAUCAUCACCGAACGCUAUCUCCUGGAGUGCAACGAGAUCUUUGCAAUCUGCAACAUUGGGCGUGCGGCUACUGACGAGGGCGUUCAUCAGGUUUUUGACUUGGCUGACCGUGCUCGUCUGUCGAAUGUCGGCAUUGUCUGUACUAGAUCUGAUGACAUCGACCCUGAAGAGUCAAUCCGAGACUGGCCAGGCAGAAGGGCAAGGCAUAUUGAGCAGCUGUUGGAGCAUAUCGAAGGGAUCACCAAAGAGAUAGAGGAAUUGCAAGCAGAUAUUGAAGACUUUGGGGCGAGUGACCUAUCCGAGCAAGAAAGACAGGAAUUUGCAGAAUGCUUGGAAGAACAACGACAAGCAAGCAUACGAAAACAGAACUACGAGUUUGAACUCAAACAAUAUCUGAUCACAACCCGUAAUCAGGUCAUCACCGACUCACUCAACACCACCUACGCCGGCCGCGUGACACCCUCCAGAGUCUUUUGCGUGAGCAACACAAUCUACUGGCAAAACAGAACUGUCAAAAAGUCAGAGGCCAAACGACAUCUCGACCUCAGUGGCAUCCUGCAAGUCCGAAAACAUUGCAUCUCGAUUGUCGCAAACAGCCAACGACGCAUCGCUACGCAAUACAUGAAAGACCAGAUCCCUGCGUUGCUUGCAGACAUUGAGCUAUGGGUCCAAUCUGGAGCCCGCACUGCGAGUGAAGAACGUCGUGAGGCGCUCUGCCAAACUCUCGAUAGUGUUGAGCGUCGUCUGAGGAAGGACUUUGCAUCGCGCGCUUUUAGUCGUCUAGCAAGAGGAUACAACGAAGACUUUGCGGAAUACGUUUGGAACAGUGAGUACCUCGGUUCUGUUGGAAUGACGCUGACCUUUAGAUCGACAUGUUUCUUCAUGGAGCCGGUCAGCCAAAAGUGCAAGCCAAGACUGGGCAGGGGUUCUUAUUCCGCAUUCUGUCGAAACUUUGGGGACUAUUGCACCCCCGCAAUCGGAUCACGAAAUUGGAACGAAGAGGCUAUGGAUGAUAUGGUUACUGAUCUUGAAGGGCCUUGGGAGGGGAUGUGUGGAACUAUACAGGAGAGGCAGUCGAGUAUGCUUGAGAAUGCAGACGAGUUUGCAGAUGUGGCUAUUGAGAGGCUUGAAAAGCAUGAUUCUGUCGAUUCCUUGACUCGAGCUCUUGAAAACCGUCAGAGCAUAUUCCUGGCUGCUAUUGAAAAGGUCAAUGAUGACUUUGACAACAGUCUCAGGAUCCUCCGCAUCGAAUCCCUCUCCGCCCUUCGAAGUUCACUCUUCGGAAAAGCGAUGGAACCAUUCUACAACAAAUGCAAUGCCGAGUUCGGCCGUGGAAGUGAUGCCCGUCGAAAGGCAAUCAUCAGAGGAGCAUUGAGCGACGAAGAUUUGUUCCAAAAACUCAUGAGAAGUCUCAAAGAUAGUUUCAAGGCCAAUUCAGAGGCCACUCAGGUGAAGAUACAGGAAGCGAUCGUGGAGUAUCUUCGCGUUAUUGAGCAACGGUUCGACCUUGUGCGGAGUGAGAAUGUCGCUCGGGAAAGCGAGCAGGAUCCAGACUUUCGACUUCGCGUUGAGCAAGUUGCGCGAGCUGGAAGAGAGACUAUGCAGAGGGUUCAUCAAGUUAUCUGA
Fusarium tjaetaba is the source of this 2493-nucleotide messenger RNA. RefSeq lists its product as uncharacterized. The transcript has 13 exons. Lineage: Eukaryota; Fungi; Ascomycota; Sordariomycetes; Hypocreales; Nectriaceae. The record is from RefSeq and is a predicted model, not a curated record. Bases 1 to 2493 code for a protein of 830 amino acids.